AAAAUUGUCAUUGUUACAUUAUUAUUAUGUACCUGGUGACGUAUUUAGUCACGCACAAAACGCAAAGGCUAUUCGAUGGAGCUCUCCUCGGCAAAUGUUACCACGCUGCUCUUGCCGACGUCGACGGCGAUUCCAAUCAACACACUGAGCGUUAACGAAACUCUAUUUUAUAUCGGAUUGGCCGUGAUCGGCAUAGUCGGCAACCUGCUGGAGCUGUUCAUACUGUACCGGACCCGAUCGAGCAGCAACCAGAAACACGUCUUCAUGUUGCGAUGUAUGGCUACCAACGAUUUGAUCAUGGUCGUCGCUUUGUUGGUCCAAGUAUGUGUGAACUUCAAAAGGCCGGACUACAUGAGGAACCAUGUGUGGUCGUGUCGGCUUCGCGUCGUGUGGCGGUUCUUCAUGUUGUACUCGGGGUGUUUGGCCAUGGUGAUGGCCAUCGAACGCUGGGUAGCGCUCACCAAGCCGUUUUUUUUUUACCAAAAUAAUAUCAGUCUUCGUCAACUUAAACUAAUGGUGGUCAUACUUUGGUUUGGAGAAUUUUGUUUAGUAUGUGCCCCAAUCUUUGGAUUUGGUCUGUAUUGGGAUGAAAAAUUGUCGUUAUGUGUGCGUUACCGGUAUGCCAAAAAGCCUUUGGACGUACUAUACGCUUACUUAUAUUUCUGUCAUGGAGUAUUUUUAUGUUCUACAAUAGCUUACACGAACUUGGCCGUUAUGAAAGCUCUAUGUAUGAAGGAUAGCCUUCAAAAUACGCACAACGGGACAAUGAGACGUUCCAACCGAGAAUCGUCAUUGACUUUCAACACGAUAACGAAAGAAGAAAGAUCGUUUGGAAGGCUCAUGUUUUUGCUGUGUGUCGCGUUUGUUACAUGUUGGGUCCCGCAAAUGAUAUCGAUACCGUUGACCAGAUUUGUCGAGGACGAGUCGAGGGUUCUGCCGUUCACCAUCGCCGGGGACAUACUUCUGGCUAUACACUUCCCGCUGGAUCCAUUUUUAUACGUUCUGCAGCAAUGGACAUUAGUAAAAUCAGUAUGCUUUAGUGAGUUAAGACCGAAGAACAAAGAAAAUGCAAACGACGGUAGAAUUUCCAUGAGAACAACAGACGAAGUGUUCUCGCAGCAGCAGUUCUGAUUGCAAUAUGCGACAAUCUAACCUAAUGUUAAAUAAGAUAAAAAAAAGUUUAUAUAGGUUUUUAAUCUGUUAUUAAAUAAUUUUAAUGUGCUAAAACGAUUAGAAUUUAAAAAAUCUUAUUUUUCUUUAGUUCAA
Molecule: messenger RNA, 1266 nt
Organism: Aphis gossypii (cotton aphid)
Lineage: Eukaryota; Metazoa; Arthropoda; Insecta; Hemiptera; Aphididae
Product: melanopsin-B-like
Exons: 4
Coding region: 76-1131 (351 amino acids)
Biological process (GO): positive regulation of cytosolic calcium ion concentration; inflammatory response; adenylate cyclase-activating G protein-coupled receptor signaling pathway
Cellular component (GO): plasma membrane
Molecular function (GO): G protein-coupled receptor activity
Source: RefSeq, a predicted model, not a curated record